AUGGUAUAUGGCUACACUGCAUCUCAGAGGCCAUACUACAGGCGCAGCGAAGUGGUUCUCCACCAUCAGGUGGCGCCAGUGUCUUAUCAGUCAACCAGUGUUCGGGAGCUCAGGAACCAGGCUUCAGAGCUACCUAGGCCUCGUCAACUUCUACUGAAGUUUCCUGCCGACCCUGUCGAUCUUCUGCAUCGAGAGGGUCAGCAGUGGGUCUGGAAGAAGGAGCAGGACGUGGCCCUCCAGCGCAGUAAGGAAAUAAUCACCAAGGCACCAGUGCUGGUGCCUGCUGCUGUUGCAGAGCCUGCAGAAGUGUUCAUGCCGGAGCACGCGUACCUGGAGCCAUUCUUCAGAUCUGCAGUGUCACAGGCGACCAGCCGGGACCGAGUCCUGUCCCAGGCGGACACAUCGCAUGGAACCAGGGCGGCUUGGGCUGCACUAGAUGCCGGGACUCAGAAGCUCCUCAUACAAGACGGAAAACCACAGAAAGCGGACUUUUCCUCCGAAUCCAAAUACGUUCCCGUCGCGUGGGGGACCUUUAGGAAUGACAUCAACGAAACAGGGUGGUCGUACCUCCAGAUUGAAUCCAACGAACGGGUUCCAGACGAGCUCCAAGCUUACGCUGCCGGUGCUGUCGAGGCGCACCUUACGCGGCAGCUGAUGGAGUACCACUGGAUAAAUAUGUUCGGACGGUACUGCGAAGACCAGGCAACGUACUGUGACAAGCUCGCGCAGUUCUUCACAGAAAACUUGAAGUAUUCUCAAGAGCAACAGCACCUUCUAAGGAAGAAUGACUCCUUCUGGAACAUGGUGCAUCUUCAAAUGAAGCAGCUGGCAGGCCUCAGCGAUGCCUUCGAAAACAAGCAGCUUGAUUUUUCCAGUGAAAUUUCCAGUGUUUCAAGAAUGGUGUACCUCAACGCCCUCGCAGACAUUCAAGACUUCGAAAAUGUUUUGGGACGAACGCCAAACUUAUACUCUAUCGAUAGGAUACUAGCCUGCUCAGCACUUGUCAAGAUCAUCGGCGACUUCGAGGACCUCUACUUCGCCCACACCACCUGGUUCCUCUAUAGGGCGAUGCUACGCGUGCAGAAGAAGUACAUUUUGCCAUGGCACCAAACAGCUUCAAGGACUACACCGGGUGAGCGAAAGCACGCAAUCACGGAGACACAGCUAUUAAACGAGAAUACGGAUCUGAACAAGCUGGUGACUCCCACUGGCGUGGUCAUGGGCUGGAUUCGUGCAGCUGUGGCCUCUCGCCUCUCCACAACCGGUGAAGAGUGGGCGCGCACCAUGUCUAAGGAAAACAGUGGCACGGCGAACAGCCAAAAGCUUGUUUUAGACUAUAAGCUUUUCCGUCCAGGAGCGCCUAUUGCCAACGGAACAUUCUGGAUGCACGAACAAAUGCCAGGAAUUGUGCAUUACGAAGACCUCAGUGCACGAUUACGUGAGCAAAAAUACUGGGCCGGCUACAACGUGCCCUAUUUCGAGGACAUAUUUACGAUCUCCGGUCAACCGGCCAAAGUGGAAGGGUAUGGUGACUACUACACACACGAGAACUGCCCUCGCGCAAAGUUGUUCAGAAGAGACCACACCAAACUAAAGGACUUGGAUUCUGUUACCGCUUACAUGAGGUACAACGAUUACAAGAACGACCCUUUGUCACGCUGCAACUGCACGCCGCCAUACAAUCCUGUGUUUGCCAUCUCAGCGCGCCAUGACCUACUUUGCCCGUCGGGGAAGUACGACGCGCCAGGAAUGAAUCGACGGGCUGUUGGCGGUAUCGAUACAAAGGUGACAAACCAGGAUCUUUUCGCGUCAUCAGAGUUUGUUGCUAUCAGUGGACCAACAUGGGAAAUGCUGCCUCCUUUUCAAUGGAGCACCAGCGGGCUGCCAGAUAUCCACGUCGGCCAUCCUGACAAGUGGCAGUUCGGACCCGUUCAUCAUAAGUGGAACGAGUGACGAGCGGCCACACCAGCACAUCACAGAACCUGAGGAUAGGUGGAAUUCUUCGUGUUUUGUCGUCUCUUCAAACCCAGUAACUGGAACAGUGUAUUCCUCCAAUAAACGCCCAUGUUU
Messenger RNA from Dermacentor andersoni, 2070 nucleotides. The record is from RefSeq and is a predicted model, not a curated record. NCBI's taxonomy places the organism in Eukaryota, Metazoa, Arthropoda, Arachnida, Ixodida, Ixodidae.